This is a messenger RNA of Rhopilema esculentum, 1244 nucleotides long. RefSeq lists its product as uncharacterized. Gene Ontology annotation, cellular component: nucleolus; small-subunit processome. Gene Ontology annotation, biological process: rRNA processing. NCBI's taxonomy places the organism in Eukaryota, Metazoa, Cnidaria, Scyphozoa, Rhizostomeae, Rhizostomatidae. The record is from RefSeq and is a predicted model, not a curated record.
UUCACGUGGAAGCCAUGUUGUAGAAUUUUUGUACUAGAACUGUGUUGUAGUGUAUAAAUUUUAUUUAAUUUGGCUCAAAAUGUCGUCAUUGAAGAAUGCACAAAAGAGUCAUCAGAAGAAAUAUAAAGAAAGAGGCCAGCUAUCGAGUAGAAGACAUCUUGGAUUAUUGGAAAAACACAAAGAUUAUGUGGCAAGAGCAAGGGACUACCACAAGAAAGAAAAACAGCUAAACAUAUUAAGAAAAAAGGCCAGUGAGAAAAAUCCAGAUGAGUUUUACUUCAAAAUGAUCAGUCAAAAGACAACGGAUGGGGUACACACAAUUGUAAAUGAAAAGAAAUACACAGCGGAGCAGCUCAAGUUAAUGAAAAGUCAAAAUCUGAAUUAUAUCAAUUUUAAGAGAAAUCUGGAGAGAAAGAAAAUUGAGAAGCUACAAAAUGAGUUGCAUAUGAUUGAUGAUGUGGCAAAUCAUCAGAGAGAACACGUGUUUUUUGUUGACACAGAGAAAGAAGCAAAGAAAUUUAGAAAAAAGCAAGCAACAGCCAAUCCAAAUGAAUCAAAAGACGUAAAACAUAGAACUAAUGCUAAACCAGAAGGAAAGAAAAAGCGUGCAUAUCGUCUUUUAGAGCAGCGAAUUCAGAGGGAGCGACAAUUGGAUGAAUGCCGAAAAGGAUUAGAGCUGCAAAAAAAUUUGAUGGGAAAAGGUCGAAGGAUUAAAAUAAAGAAAGAUGGCCAUUCUGCUUUCAAAUGGAAACCACAAAGAAAGAGGUGAUCCAGAGUUGAGUUCUGGUUUGCUUCUUCCGUAUUGGUUGGUCAUUCUUGAAAAUGGAUCUAGAAGGACUCUUUUAACGAAAACACCUGGGACAGUCAGAAAUCAUUCAAGACGAUGUGGUCAAAGUAAACGAGCUGUGUUCAUUGAUUGCUGUCCAGUGGGACUCAGAGUCUGCCACAAUAAGACAAUCCUGCUCUUUUGGAGCCUGCUUUAUAGUUUCUUCUUUCAUAGACCUCUAGAACUACUACAAAUUUCUACAAAGCAGAAGCAGGUAUUUUGCAGAAGCAUUGAAAGUAAUUAGUUUGAAGUUGCCUGAUGAAGCCGAUUAAAGUAGAAGCAGCAAAGUAUCUUGUCAGUUUUUCCUUAUGUGUUCAAAAUAUCUUGUCAGCUUUACCUUCUUCGUUUAAAAUGUUUUUGUAAUUUCCCUUUGAAGCUGAUAACAUUUCUUUAUAAUCAUUUCAUCCAUUAAAAGCAA